GGCCGACGGCUGGCUCCUUCCGAAGGGCGCCAGGCUGAGUCCCGCCCGCCCCCAGCGCACGGCCUCCCUCGGCGCCCCGCGCCUGACCCCGCCGCCCCUCAGGACCCCUAGGGGCUCUGGGUAAGGAAAGGCUCAAGCUCGUCGCCGCGCCAGCCAGGGUGACCGGGCGCGGGAAGGGCUCGAGCCUACCGGGUCGCAGCGACUGCAAUGGGGAAGUGCCGCAUCCGCCGGGUCUGACCGGACCGGAAGCGACCCGCAGCUGGAGCCGGCCAGCUGUGGGAGGUGGGCGAGCAAUUCUGCGCCUGCGCGGAGAGCGGAAGUGUGCCAGGCGCAUGCGCGCAGGGCGGAAGCGGGCGGCGCGCUCGACCUGAGGUCCGGGCGGAUCGCGGCACCACGGUGUCUUGGUUCCGGCCUCUGCCCUGCGUUCCCACACCGCGGCGGUUCGCCUCCGCUGUCCUUGCGGAGUGUGCGUCCGAGCCCGGGCCGAUGGACCGCGAGACGCGCGCCUUCGCCGAGCAGCACUUCCGAGACCUCGGGGGCCGGCUUCAUGGCGCCGGCGGGCAGGCGCCCAGCGCAGUGGCCUUCAUCAAGGAGCCCGCCGCCUUCUCCUACGCCGACUUCUUCAGGGGCUUCCUGCUGCCCAACCUACCCUGCGUGUUCUCCAGCGCCUUCACCGAGGACUGGGGCAGCCGGCGGCUCUGGGUGACGCCCGAGGGGAAGCCCGACUUCGAGUACCUGCUGCAGAAGUACGGAGAUGUGAUUGUACCAGUUGCCAACUGUGGGGUCCAGGAGUACAACUCGAACCCCAAAGAGCACAUGCCCCUCCGAGAGUAUAUCAGCUACUGGAGGGAGUAUAUCCAGGGGGGCUGCUCCUCCCCGCGGGGCUGCCUCUAUCUCAAGGACUGGCACCUGUGCAGGGACUCCUCUGCAGAGGACCUGGGGGGGGUGUUCACCUUGCCUGUGUACUUCUCCUCCGACUGGCUGAACGAGUUCUGGGAUGCUCUGGAUGUGGAUGACUACCGCUUCGUCUACGCAGGGCCCGCGGGCUCCUGGUCGCCAUUCCACGCUGACAUCUUCCGCUCCUUCAGCUGGUCCGCCAACAUCUGCGGGAGGAAGAAGUGGCUGUUGUUCCCACCGGGGCAGGAGGAGGCCCUGCGGGACUGCCGUGGUGGCCUGCCCUACGACGUGACUUCCCCGGCGCUCCUGGACGCCCGCCUGCACCCCACGCUGCAGCACAGCAGCCCGCCUCUCGAAGUCACGCAGGAGGCUGGCGAAGUGGUCUUUGUGCCCAGCGGGUGGCACCACCAAGUGCACAACCUGGACGACACCAUCUCCAUCAACCACAACUGGGUCAACGGCUGCAACCUGGCCAACAUGUGGCGCUUCCUGCAGCAGGAGCUCCGGGCUGUGCAGCAGGAGGUCCAGGAGUGGAGGGACUCCAUGCCCGACUGGCACCACCACUGCCAGGUCAUCAUGAGAGCCUGCUCAGGGAUCAACUUUGAAGAAUUUUACCACUUCCUCAAGGUCAUCGCUGAGAGGAGACUCCUUGUCCUGGGGCAAGGGUCAGAAGGCGCUCAAGGGGACGACACAGGCCCAGGGCUGGGCUUCCAGCAGGCUGCAUUUGAUGCCGGCCGCCUCGCAGAGGUGCUGGCCUCCGUGGUCGCACACCCGGACUUCCAGAGAGUGGACACCAGCACAUUCCUGCCCAGGCCUGAGGAGCUGCUCCGGCAGCUGCAGGAUGCAGUGGUUGCCGCCGAUUCCCGGUAGUUCCUGUGGGAGGCGCGAGGGGUGCUGGCACAGGGCAGCCCCUCCCAGGGCCUUCUAGAAAUACGAGCCUUCCUCACCCCUAUGGGCUGGGGUGUGUUCCUGGGAGGUCCAGCAUGGCCGUCUCCCAAGGUCCUGGCCACAGGUCUCUGGGGAGGCCCAACCACGAUGAGAGCAGGACAGAUGGGCCAGGUGGUGUCCUAUAGCAAAGUCUGCCGGGGGCUUGGCUGGUGGCCCCUGAGCAGGUUUCCUUGCAUGUCCCAGCCUCCCUAGUGAGUCCCGGGCGGCUCAACACUGGGCAUCCCUCCUGCCUGCCUUAGGGUCUCCUCUGUCUGGCCUGGCCCGGCCCAUCCCAUCCCAUCCCCUGGUCCCUGGGGCACCUGUAGCCAGCUGGUCGUUACUCGCCAGGUCCAGGGGCAAAGGGCUAGGUGGCUGAGAAACCAGGCGCUGCCCAGCCGUGUGCCCAGAGUGCAGGACAUGGUGCAGGGGCGGGACCUCCUUUUCCAUAGCACUGCUGAGGGGCCUGGGCUGUGGUGCCCCCUGCCCAGCCCACGGGCUGCCCUGGUGGGGUUGCGCUGUACACAGCUGCUGAGGCAGCAUCUCCGUGGCCGGCUCUGCCGGCCACAUUCCCUACAAACAGUAGGUGCUGUAUGCAUUGGGCAGUGGGGGAGGGGGCAAAGCCGGCCGACCGCCUGCCCACGGUCCUGCGGAACCUGUCUCGGGCACGUGUGUCACUUUGUGUCCACUCUGGCCUCUUCCCCUGGGGCUGUUCUCGGGGAGUGCUGGGCAUAGCUGAGGGCACAGGAGUAAGGUCGUAGGAGCCAGCUGCUCACUCUGGGGCUGGCCUGGGCCCAGACGGAGGUGGGCACGUGGGGCUGGAAUAGAGUGGACUCACGGGGCCCCCCUGAGCCCCAGCUUACUCCACAGGGCACUUGGGACCCCAUCUCUGCUAGGCCUCACCCCCUCCGCAGGACGCAGCCUCUCUCAAUCUCAGGGGUUCCCAUCAGAACUGGGGAGCAUGUCUGCCCAGGAGGGCAGCAGACUACAUCCUGUACAUCACGUUAUGCUGUCCAGUGGGGCUGGAUGAGCCUCAGCUGGAGUGGAAGGAAGCCCAGGAGGGCAGGGACUUGUUCUGUCCUGCGAGUUGUCACACAGUAGGCGCCCCGUGUGUCACAGGAACAAGCCCCAGCCCACACCAUUCCAGCCACACAGGACAGCCUGACCACCCUGCCGUCCCUGAGGCCCAGGAGUGCCGAGGCUUCAUGGGGUUGGGCAGGGGUGGGCGGAGGCCCCACGGCAGGGCCUAGCCCUGGAAGUCACCCUUUUCCCCAUGGCGGCCUCUGACUGUGGUCCUCCUGGUGACACGUUUGACAGGCUUGGAGCACGGCACCUGUGGGCACCCGGCAGAGUGGCCCACUCAGGUGUGCUGGGGUGGGCAGGAGCGGUCACUGUCAGGAAGGGGGCGCAGGCCCCACUGUCCUGCCUAGCUGCCUGGACUGUCCAUGCUGGGGGUGGGCAGGAGCGGUCAUCAGGAAGGCAGGUCAUUGCCAGAAAGGUACAAUGACUCCAGGAGUGCCGAGCAGGGGUCGGGGAGCUGGCCACUGACCCUUACCCACAGUCUAGCAGAGCAUCAGCUGGAGCGACCUCGGCUGAGAAGUAGAAGAAUGUGCUCAGAACCUCUGGAGAAACCCACCUGUGCGUGGGCACCUGCCCACCCCUUGUAUCCUCCUCUUGGGGGUGCCCUGCAGCACUCUUGGCCAGUCCUGGUCCCAAGGAAUACAUUGAUCAACGUCACGGUGUUGCCAAAAGCUCAGUCCUUGUCCCCAUGCCAAUCCAAUAACAAGCACGUGGUUUUGAGAAAACGGAAAUGGAAGUUCUAUUCCACUAGUAAAGGAGCAACACGGGCUCCCGUCCCAGAGGCUGUAAUGCUGCCCAUCAAGGGGCACAGGAAGCUUUUAAGGAGGUGAUGCAAAGGCUACAUCCCAGGUGUCCUGCAAGGAGUUGCAAUUAAGGGGGGAUCAAAGAUGGGGGCUAGAGGGAGGCUGCACUCCUUGUCACUCGUAACUCGGGAUUCAAGCAGAGGGAAGACUGAGAGGCAGUAGUGCUGCCCACCAGUCCCCUGCUGGUUACCCCAUUCGUAUGCCGUGAUCACCCACCAUCUACCACCGUAUCACCCCGCUUUUGAGUGCAAAUCUCUGAGCCCUGCCUAUCAUUCAUCAUUUGCCCACCUCUUGCCUGCCCAUCACCUGCCUUUCACCUACCCAUUGCCCACUGCCCAAUGUCCACCCACUGAUCAUCCACCGUUAGCCUGCAGACUGCCUGCUGCCCUGUUGCCUGGAAGUACCUGCAGGUUUGGUUACACGCGGCUGCCACCAUCUUGGGACAACAGCCAGGACCUGCAGGUUUGCUGCCACAGCCUCAGCCACCUCAGUCUGGGGACUCAGGCCAGGGUCUGGAGACAUCAUGGCACCUGCAGGUCUGGCUGCACCUGAGGUCUUUCUGCUCAGUGUGGCAGUGGCUGCCAUCAGCCUGCCUCUUUGCAGGGAUGCUCCUUCGUGUGAGCACAUGCCUGGUGGUCUCUCUGCAAGUUGAAAGGACACUGAGAUCUUGGGAUUGCAGGAAGGCAGAGCCUGGGGAAGCUGAAGCCCAGGUUCCUCAGGUUGCAGCUGGGUUUGCGUGGACCAGUCUGGGUCUGGAAAGCCUGUGGGAACACUGGGCGUGGUUCCCUGGGGGGGGGGGGGGUGCAGAGGUUGGAGAAAACUGGGCUCUCUCCAGCUCAGUGAGUCCUGAGGUGUGCAGGGACAGCAGGGGACAGCUACGAUGGGUGGGAAGACUGGAAGAGGGUGUGAGGGUAUUGUACUAUCAGCAAGCCCACCCACCUGGUCCAGCACCCACUGGACUGGUGUUAACUUCAAACUUCAGACGACCCCACCUAUAGGUGGAGAAGGGAAGUCAGUAGAAGCAAUCAUUCAAUUUUUCAUUGGGAUUUUCCCCUUUUUCCUUUUUUCCACCCUCUUUCUAGCACCACUAACAUCUUUGAAUCCAAAUAUUUUUCAUAUAUCAAUUUAUUAAGGAAUGGGAUGUCUGAAUAGUAUAUGCCAGUUUGUUGUGUAUGCUUAUAUUUUACUUU
Messenger RNA from Sciurus carolinensis (gray squirrel), 4894 nucleotides. RefSeq names its product jumonji domain containing 4 (gene Jmjd4). Gene Ontology annotation, cellular component: nucleus; cytoplasm. The record is from RefSeq and is a predicted model, not a curated record. Gene Ontology annotation, biological process: protein hydroxylation; negative regulation of gene expression; positive regulation of translational termination. Gene Ontology annotation, molecular function: histone H4R3 demethylase activity; sequence-specific DNA binding. NCBI's taxonomy places the organism in Eukaryota, Metazoa, Chordata, Mammalia, Rodentia, Sciuridae. Bases 487 to 1767 code for a protein of 426 amino acids. The transcript is spliced from 6 exons.